Molecule: messenger RNA, 708 nt
Organism: Peromyscus leucopus (white-footed mouse)
Lineage: Eukaryota; Metazoa; Chordata; Mammalia; Rodentia; Cricetidae
Gene: Acyp1
Product: acylphosphatase 1
Exons: 2
Coding region: 83-526 (147 amino acids)
Molecular function (GO): acylphosphatase activity
Source: RefSeq, a predicted model, not a curated record
GCUGCCCUUGGGAACAGGGGGAGGGGUAGGAGAGGCUUUUCUGGGGCUACAUUAAAGGAGAACUUGGGUUUCCCUAAGAAGGAUGCUCCCAGACCUGAGGGUGUGCCCUUAUCUGGAGAAGGUUGGAGCCCCUAGAUGGGCUGCGAAGUCACCCCGCCACAGGAUUCGGGGGUCCGCCCGGCUAGCGGGAGUGGGACUGCUGAUCGCCCUCCUGGGCGCACUUGGCUGCUGCGCCCAGGCCCCAGGUAGGGCUCCAAAGCUCCAAGCUACGAACGUGCUCCUGGGCUGUCUUCCCUUGCAAUGCUUGGGCGCUGAGGGUAAAAAGCUGGGUCUGGUAGGCUGGGUCCAGAACACCGAUCGGGGCACAGUGCAGGGACAACUGCAAGGUCCCAUCUCCAAGGUGCGUCCCAUGCAAGAAUGGCUGGAGAAAAGAGGAAGUCCCAAGUCACACAUUGACAGAGCAAACUUCAACAACGAGAAAGUCAUCUCAAAGUUGGAUUAUUCAGACUUCCAAAUUGUAAAAUAAUGACCUGAAGUUUUUCCAAAUAACCUCACUCCUUUUUUAUUGAUAUAGAACGAUUCUAUGCUCAGUAUUAGAAUUUCUCAGUAAGUUAUUUUAGCUGUGUUUUUGAAAGCUACCGUGUGUUACAUGUAUGAUGGAAUACAAUUGUGUACAAUUUUAUCCAAUAAAAACACGUUAGAACCUUA